Knipowitschia caucasica is the source of this 315-nucleotide messenger RNA. The record is from the annotation of a GenBank genome assembly. NCBI's taxonomy places the organism in Eukaryota, Metazoa, Chordata, Actinopteri, Gobiiformes, Gobiidae.
AUGUAUGUCCUGACCUACAAACUCCCAUCUCCUCUCACCGCUCUUUGUGCACUCAAAUACGCCAACUCGUGCCCUGUGUCCCUAUCCCCAUCCUAUACACUGAUACUCUACCUGUGUCCCAACGCACUCCCUCGUGUACCUGAUCUCCUUAUUGAAUAUAUCAUCACCUCUCACCUAUCCCAUGCCAUUAACCUAGUGUCACGCUCCCCCCUGAUCCCUCGCCGCUUCAGCUUGUCCUCCGUGCUUGCUCUCUCUCCUAUCCAGACAGCAAACCUGCCGCCCUCGUCCGCUCAUAACAGUCAUCUGAAAAUAUGA